Molecule: messenger RNA, 972 nt
Organism: Verticillium nonalfalfae
Lineage: Eukaryota; Fungi; Ascomycota; Sordariomycetes; Glomerellales; Plectosphaerellaceae
Exons: 6
Coding region: 1-972 (323 amino acids)
Biological process (GO): lactate metabolic process
Molecular function (GO): L-lactate dehydrogenase (cytochrome) activity
Source: RefSeq, a predicted model, not a curated record
AUGGCCGUUGGUGACCUCAAUGGAAGCGAGGUCGCCAAUCAUAACAACGCCGACUCCUGCUGGGUUAUCGGCAAGGAUGCCACAGCCGCAUAUGAUCCGAUUCAUCCAGCAGGGACCCUCGAAAAAUACCUCGACGCAUCCAAGCAUUUGGGGUCUUCCGAACAGGUGCUCACGAAGACGCGACAGCCAUCAGUACCGCCAUCAAAACCUCAGGACAUCCGGCAGCAGCGGGAAGAACCCAAACACCCGCCGCACCCUACGGAGAAGCCGCCCUUAUCCCACUGCCUGAAUCUGUCCGAUUUUGAGUCGGUGGCGCGCCAAGUGCUGGACCCGACAUCAUGGGCCUAUUUCUCCAGUGCUGCCGACGAUGAAAUUACCUUGCAAGAAAAUUACCGGGCCUUUCACCGUGUCGGGUUCCGGCCCCGUGUCAUGGUCAACGUGACGCAGAUCGACAUCUCGACGACGCUGCUCGGCGCCAGAAGCUCUCUCCCCUUCUACAUCACCGCUAAGGCUCUCAACAAGCUCGCCCACCCGGACGGCGAGGUCGCUUUCACCCGUGCCGCUGGCACCCAUGGCAUCAUCCACAUGAUCCCGACGCUUUCCUCCUGCGCCUUGGACGACAUUCUCUACGUCAACGAGGACCGCGACGUCACCAGGCAGAUCGUCCAGCAGGCCGAGAAGCGCGGCUGCAAGGGCCUCUUCAUCACAGUGGACAAUACCCAGGUCGGUCGGCGCGAGAAGGACCUGCGCGCCCGGCAGCGCGCGGCGAGCCGCGACGGGGAGGCGUGGCACCCCGAGAGCAUCACCGACAUGCCCAUCGUGCUCAAGGGCAUCCAGAGCGUCGAGGACGUCCUCCGGGCCGCGGAGCACGGCGUCGCCGGCGUCGUGCUCUCGAACCACGGCGGGCGGCAGCUCGAGUUCGCGCGGUCGUCGCUCGAGGUGAUCGCGCCAGGAGGCAAGUCGAAGCUUUAG